AUGCCUGGUAGGCCUAGAAUCAAGAGAAGGAGGCAUGCAAGUGAGAAAGAGACACCUGUUGUUAAUGUUGUUCCUUUGGUGAAUGAGGUGAUACGAGAGGAUGCAAUUGAGGUGUCAGUGAAGGUUUCCCAAGAGCCAGUGCUAAUGGUUAAUGAGGUGAUAGAAGUUGAGGCAUUAGAUCCAAUUGUUAAUGAGGUUCCUUGGGUGAAUGAGGCUGAUGACAUUAUGGUGCUAGAAGAGGAAGAAGUUGAUGUUACAGUAAAGGUUGCCCAAGAUCUAAAAGAGAGUCUUGAUGAAGUUGGAGAUGAAAUUAAUCAAAUUCUUGGUUAUAGAAAUGCAUCAGAUGCAUCUGAUGUUCCAUUUGUUAAUGAUGGUGGUGCAGAACUUGAGUUCACUGAAGAACAUGCAUAA
Molecule: messenger RNA, 411 nt
Organism: Lactuca virosa
Lineage: Eukaryota; Viridiplantae; Streptophyta; Magnoliopsida; Asterales; Asteraceae
Source: the annotation of a GenBank genome assembly